AUGUCGACCACUGAACUGAGCAACGGUGAAUCUAGCAAUCAUGAACCCGGCAAAAAUGGACCUGGCAAUGAUGAAUCAGGCCACGAUGAACUGCGCAAUGGUGAGCCCGACAACGAGGGAGAAGACGUCGUUUGCAAAAGAGCCACCCCCGAGCAGAUGACGUUCCAUUUUGAAAACAACAGUCAGAUGCACGCAGCCCCUUUGGCUCGCUCACAAUACAUCCAAAUAAAAUCCAAUCUGUUGACAUACAAAGCCAACGUUGGAACCACACAGCAUUGGGUCUUGUUCAAGCCAGGCGAUCCGAAAACCAUCAUCUCGAGUUGCAGUAUAUACUUCCGGGAUGCAAUUAUUAACACUGGACGAGGCAUGGAGUCGACCAACAUCGCCAUAAUUACCGAUAUUUUUACGCAUUUAGACUUUAGAAGGCGGGGAAUGGCCACCAAGUUGUUGACCAAGGUACAGCAAGUGUUAGACAACAUGGAACAAAAGCACGCGGCACUCAGCAUUAUUUACAGCGGUGCAAACAAUGGACUAUACAACACGCUAGGCUGGAAACCACACCGCGCCUCCCAUCAGCGCAUACGCGUUGGCCUUGAACAGAUUGCAAAACCACAAAGAGACGACACAACCAGAAUCCUCACUCCCAAAGAUAUUUAUACCCUGUCUAGAGAAUCAGUGAACAUGGCGAAGCUUCGACUCUCAUCUCUUCGACACUAUAAGGCUAUGCUUGCACAAGUCUUACCCACAGACCUUGUCGUAGGAAGGCACCUGUGCAGGUCACGAGCCCUGGAAUGUCUGUUAAACUCGCCCAAAGCCAGGUGGGUUCCCGACUUCUGCGGGCGCAAGCUUUAUAUUGGAGAAAUUGCCAUAACUCGAUAUAAUGGAUUGGAAGAGGCUAUUGCAAAGAUCCUUCACGAAGCCUUAUACCAGGCCUGCGCCUAUGGGCUAAAGGAAGUUGUUAUGUGGGAUCCUUCGUCUGAGGUAAUUCAAGCAGGUGGUAUUGUUGCAAGGAAGUUACGAGGUGGCGUUCUGCCCGUUUACGAAGACCGCUUUGAAAACAUACCCUGCGUUCGACAACAUAAGGGUAAAGCAGCAGAGGUGGAGCUAAUGACACAUGAAUUCCAUACUUGGUGUUAA
Messenger RNA from Pochonia chlamydosporia 170, 1137 nucleotides. RefSeq names its product Acyl CoA acyltransferase-like protein. The transcript is spliced from 2 exons. The record is from RefSeq and is a predicted model, not a curated record. The coding region runs from base 1 to 1137 and encodes 378 amino acids. Lineage: Eukaryota; Fungi; Ascomycota; Sordariomycetes; Hypocreales; Clavicipitaceae.